AUGCACGCCGCUGCCCAGGCCGACCCCGUCGUCGACCUCCUCGCGGCGUGGAAGGGCCUAUUCACAUGGGCCAUCCAAGAAGCGACAAGUUCCAACCGCGUCAUCCAAGAAGCGGCGAGCCGCAUCAUUAGCAGUCUGGGAACUUGGCUAUCGGUCGUCCGCAAAUGUCUGCCAGCGCACAAGUUCACCUGGCAAGAGACACUCUACGUCAUCGGUGAGAUCAUCGUGCCGGCGCUGACAUCUUCCCCCGAUGGCAGCGACGUCCGCGACCACAUCACCACCUUCCUGUGGCUGUGGGUGGACGACAUCCGCGAACUCAGCAAUCAGGACGACGCAACGCCCGAAGAAGAAGGAAACCGAAGGGCGAUUUGGAACGCUUUCUUCGGUGGACUCCACCGCGCCCUUUACGCCAACCGUGACGCUCUGCUACUGAGACCCAACCUGGCGACCCUGGGGGGUCGCUUCACCAUCAUCUACUGCCAGGUAACGGGGCAGCACCUGUCGCCGGCAGGCAUGGACAAUGUGUGGGACAGGGUCAUCGCCGAUCCCACGCCGUGGGUCGCACCCUGGAGCACCGACCUCAUCGUGGAACUGGCCCUCGCCACAGGCACCCAGGGCCGCGACUCAAUCCUCAAGAAGAUCGAGAAGAUCGCCUGCCACCUGUCCGGCGAGUCCAAGGAGCAAGGGUGGGAAGACACCGUGCCAAAGAAGCACCACUGUUUGUUUCUACAGUUUGCGGCCAAGUUCCUCCGCGCCCACGACGAAAACCGCGGAUCGCAUUGA
Molecule: messenger RNA, 783 nt
Organism: Acanthamoeba castellanii str. Neff
Lineage: Eukaryota; Discosea; Longamoebia; Acanthamoebidae
Exons: 3
Coding region: 1-783 (260 amino acids)
Source: RefSeq, a predicted model, not a curated record